CAUUUUCAGGAUAUGUACGUAAGGUAACAAAUACCAAAUCAACGAUGAAAACAAACAGAGGAGAGCCUCUGCGUGUUCGUCCUCUGGACUUGAGGCGGAAGACAACGUUACAAGCCUCUCUCUUGUUCUUGUUCUUGUUAUUGUUCUUGUUCUUGUUCUUGCUUGUUUUGACUCUAUUCGCUGGAUUGCAAUCUGUCGAAGAGACCCACUUGCUCUGUUCUUCAAAGGUUUAAUCUUUAUCCUUCCCCACAAAAAGAAAAUUGAAAAUCAUAUGGUGGGGUAGUUGGCGUAAACUCUGUCAAUGUCAAUUCGAGUAACAUAAGCUACGGGAAUGCCGCAAAAUUGAAUCUUGCAGUAAAAUUUGUAACGAGUUUGAUAUUUCUGUUGAAGUCUGCAGAGAGAGAGAGAGAGAGAGAGAGAGGAUUGUCUGCGCGAUGUCACUUUCUGUCGGCAUUGUCGGAUGACUUGAUUCUCUUACAAUCUCUAUGGUGAGUUUAUUCUAGAAAAAUUGCGGCGGCGGAGGUUGAUGCUUCAGGGGCUUGUCCUGAAUCGGUUUUCCGACCAUUCAUCAGGGAUGUUUUCUGGGUUUAUCGAGUCUCCGUAUCUGUGUUCGUAGAUUUCCGUUCUGGGUUUUCAUCUCUGGUAGUCCAUCGAUUUGUCUCUGCACAAAAAAGUAAUCCCCCCCCAAUUUAAUGUCGGAAAUGUGGGAAUUCCCGCCGUUGAUUUAGGAAAUUGUCGAUUCCGUGAUGUUUUCAUGCUGAUGAACUUCAGCUUUCUGAAUAUCUGCUUGUGUCGCCAUUUCUCUGGUGCUCAAGUUUUGGAAUUUAUGUCAAUGAAUUUAUGUGAAUCCAUAUCUGUUGUCGCAUAUCUCCACCCAUUCAUGUAGAAGAAUCUUAUUCAUUUACAUUUUGACUCCUUUUACCUCUUUUAAUGAAAGUUGUAAGUAAAUCCACAAGCCUUGUUUGCUUUUGUUUUUUUUUGUCUUGUCUUUUACUGUUUUUCUUAUCGAGCCUCGCCGCCAUUUCUUGCUUUCAGGUAGUUAUGGCAUGGUAGAAGUUUGAAGAAUCUCUGAAAGAGUUUUUUUUUUGUACCAAAUGUCAAAAACUCUUGCAGCAGCCAUUGGAGGUGCUGCAGGAGCUCUUGCAUUCAUGGCUCUCUUGAUCUUUCUCCUAUGGUUUUGCCGCUUUCUUUGUCGGAAUCUGUCAAGAACUUCUGAGACAACCUCCUCUUCUAUUCAAACAAUGAGAAACGUCACGACCGAGUUGUCUCUUCGAGAAGCUGGAAGAUUUGAGUUGGACGAGUUGACUCAGGCCACCAAUGGUUUUACCAGUAAGAGUCUCAUAGGUGAAGGCAAGUUUGGUGAGGUUUACAAGGGAUUGCUUCAAGACGGCAUGCUCGUGGCCAUCAAGAAGCGACCCGGAUCUCCUACUCAGGAAUUCAUCAAUGAGAUCCGAUAUCAGUCAUCUAUCCAUCACCGCAAUAUCGUCACUCUCUUGGGUUACUGUCAGGAAAACAAUAUGCAGUUUCUGGUUUAUGAGUAUAUUCAUAAUGGAAGUGUUUCCAGUCACCUUUAUGGUGAUGGUGGCAAAGGGCCUGGACAGAAGCUAGAAUUCAGGCAUAGGCUCAUGAUAUCUCUCGGGGCAGCUAAAGGAUUGGCACAUCUUCAUUCUUUGAGUCCUCUACUAAUACACAAGGAUUUCAAAACAACCAAUGUCCUUGCAGAUGAAAAUUUCACUGCCAAGAUUGCAGAUUCAGGGCUUUGUACUCUCCUAGAUACAGAGGAUGCCGGUUCAUCCUCUCGAAUGGUGGCAGACGAGAUAUUACUCGCCCCGGAGGUUCAAGAGUUCAGAAGAUUUUCAGACAAAAGUGAUGUUUAUGCCUUUGGGGUAUUCCUACUGGAACUAGUGACUGGUCGAGAAGCAUCAGAGCCGUCCCCUUCGUGUUCAGACCAAACUCUUCUCGAAUGGAUGCGAAACAAUGUGGAUUACACUGAUCUAUCCGUGGCGGUGAUAGACGAGAGACUGGGGAGUAGCUACACAGAAGAAGGAAUGGAGGAGCUGAUAAGAUUAACGGCACCAUGUUUGGAAGUGUCGAGUGAGAGGAGACCUGAGAUGAGCUAUGUUGUGACAGAACUGAAGAGAAUACUAGACAGAGAAGUGAGCUUGACGACAUUAAUGGGUGAAGAAGGCACACCAACCGUUACUCUUGGAAGCCAGCUUUUCAAAGCCAUCCAGUGACAAGAAUGGAGGAGGAGAUGUUUGGUUCAAGUGUAUAAAGAGCAGCUGAUGCUAAGCUAUUCGUGGUGUUUUCCCCUCCUUUGGAUUGGAGUUGUUAUUUCAGAAUAUUUUUUUUUGGUUUUCACCAUGAAUGCAGAAAAUAAAGGGAGCCGAAGAGUGGGAUGUAGAAUUGUUAAACAUGAUCUUGAAUCUUGAAGUGUAAAUGAUGUUUUAACAGAUUCCCUUUUCUUG
Molecule: messenger RNA, 2468 nt
Organism: Tarenaya hassleriana
Lineage: Eukaryota; Viridiplantae; Streptophyta; Magnoliopsida; Brassicales; Cleomaceae
Product: proline-rich receptor-like protein kinase PERK12
Exons: 7
Coding region: 1095-2237 (380 amino acids)
Biological process (GO): protein phosphorylation
Molecular function (GO): ATP binding; protein kinase activity
Source: RefSeq, a predicted model, not a curated record